Molecule: messenger RNA, 6620 nt
Organism: Amyelois transitella
Lineage: Eukaryota; Metazoa; Arthropoda; Insecta; Lepidoptera; Pyralidae
Gene: pan
Product: protein pangolin, isoforms A/H/I/S
Exons: 12
Coding region: 445-2025 (526 amino acids)
Biological process (GO): regulation of transcription by RNA polymerase II; canonical Wnt signaling pathway
Cellular component (GO): beta-catenin-TCF complex
Molecular function (GO): RNA polymerase II cis-regulatory region sequence-specific DNA binding; DNA-binding transcription factor activity, RNA polymerase II-specific
Source: RefSeq, a predicted model, not a curated record
CGAACGUCUGCAUACCGAUCGUCAGUUUUUUAUUCCCGUCGUCCGUGCACGCGGCGCGCAAGUGUGAGUGAAACAACUAGUGUGCGUAACUCGCCGCGCCAUUGUUGUGUGCCAGCCAGUAAAGGCAAAGACAUCGCCGUGUUCAGUCGUUCCGGCUGUCGAAUUGUAGUUCCGUUUGCCGGCGAAAAUAAUAAGUGUGUGCAUCGCGUGUGUAAGUGAGUGAUAAGAAUGGUGUUGUGAUAAAGGGUGGCUCGUGUUGGAAAAUCGCGUGGACGCGAUGCUAGCUUUGUUUAGGUCAAACCCGGCACAAAAUCGAACGGAAAACCUCAUUACUCUAAGUUCAACCUGACAUCAGUUAACUGUGAUCUCAUUUAGUUACUGACUUAGUGUUAUGGAUGACAGAUAGUGUUCUUAAGAUGGGAUAAUGGGAGACGGUAGCUGAAGAUGCCUCAUGCACACUCGAGUUCUGCAGCCAGCUCGGGCGGUGAUGACCUCGGCUCCACGGACGAGGUCAAGGUUUUCAAGGACGAAGGAGACGGGGAAGACGAGAAGAGGAGUUCGGAGAACCUUCUGGAGGAGAAGUCUAGUCUUAUCGAUUGGACCGAAAGUGAGGAAAAAUCCGGCGAGCCUUAUUCCGGUAAAUUAUCGGUUAAGUCGGAUCUAAGUCCUGUUUUUGGUAAAUUUGAGCCACAUCCGGCCGCAAGUUUCAACAUGGGCUACCUCAUGGCGCCUUACCCUUAUCCCAACGGUGGGGCUCAUCCCUUACCCGUCUCUAUGACGAGUAAAAUGGGCCUACCAGCGGGAGGUGGACUCUCUCUCUUCUGCCCUGGAGGAGACCUAGGUCAGCCGCCCCCAGCACACAUGGGCAUCCCGCCCCCCUACCAGCUUGACUCAAAACUAGCUGCGGGUUUGGCGCGUACGCCCAUGUACCCGUUUCCCGCGGGAACUUACCCCUACCCCAUGCUCAGUCCUGAGAUGUCACAGGUUGCAGCCUCAUGGCACACUCCGAGCAUGUACCCUAUAUCUUCGGCGGCGAGUGGUUUCCGGAGUCCGUACCCCACCUCGCUGCCAAUACCAAGUUCUAGUCUAUCAAGCGAAUUGUACCGGUUUUCCCCCACACUGGGUGGUGGCCUCGGCCUAGGGCUUGGUCCCGCGCUCGUACCCCCACCUUCCUCCAAAGCAGACCUGGAUUCACACCAUUCACGGUAUGCAAGGUCAUUAGAAAAGGGCAAUAGCAGUAGUGCGUCCGAUAAGCCCAGCGAGAGUUCAGCGAAUUCAAACAACAAGGAGCAGAAUAAGAAGCCACAUAUAAAGAAACCACUCAACGCCUUCAUGCUCUACAUGAAGGAGAUGCGGGCGAAAGUGGUGGCUGAAUGCACGCUGAAGGAAUCCGCCGCAAUCAACCAAAUUCUCGGCCGACGGUGGCAUUCGUUGACUCGAGAGGAGCAAGCAAAGUACUAUGAGAAAGCGAGACAAGAACGACAACUACAUAUGCAGCUUUACCCGGGCUGGAGCGCACGCGACAACUACGGUUAUGGUUCGAAAAAGAAAAAACGGAAAAAGGACCGCAGUCCUGCCGAGCUGGGAGGAAAUAAUUUGAAGAAAUGUCGGGCGAGGUACGGUCUCGACCAGCAAAACCAAUGGUGCAAGCCCUGCAGGCGGAAGAAAAAGUGCGUGCGCUACAUGGAAGCCCUGGCAGCAGCAUCCGGGACCAUGCCAAUGCCGAUGGCGAUGCCACAGUCACCAUGUUCUGAAGAGGACGUUAAACUGGAGGAAAUGUCUGACGCUUCUAGCGAAGGCGAUGCGGAUACGCCUCUGAAUUCGGCGUCGAGUCCCGGUGGGUUGAGUGCUCUGUCGUCUCUCGCGUCCCCUGCGUCCGACCCGCCACCGAAUCCCCCGAGGAAUCCCGUCGGAACUAACCCUCGAGACGCAAAUAAUCCCCUCUCAGUGGGGCAGUUGACGUCGCAAUCUUGGCCGCGAGCCGCUCAAGCGAGACCGGGCCAUGAAGUCAUAUCGGUGUCAUAGUGCCGGUGGAGCCCGGGUGCCUGCCGAACCACGGCCAUCGCUCUCCUAGUCUGAUGCUGAAGAAUUCAUGGCAUUGGUGUAACAGAAACGUAAAAUAUGUCUAUAAGAUGUAAGAAUUCCAGAUCUUUUGCAUUCAAUAUUGUUUUGUUUAUUUACUGAAAAACUUUGAAGUUAUAAAACGCCAUCUUUGUUUCGGUUCUGGAACUAUAGAGAGACAUCUAUGUUUCUAUUACGGAACUAUACAGCGCCAUCUAGGAGUAACGAGCUGUGUUGGUUGUGAUUGUGAUACAAGGAUAGGUACACUUUUUGUAGGUAACACCGCUAUGAACUUUUUGUAGUAAUAACUACCUCUGGUCCGACGAGAUUGUAAUGGAAUAGGUUUAAUAAAAUGAUGUCAAGAGAUACCGGCAUCUCAUUGCGCAUGAUACAAAAAUGCAUUUAAGUAAAGUAAAAGCACCUUUAAUAUUUUGAUAUUACCUUUAACGCCAUCUUUCUCAGAUUAUAGUAAACUACUAUUAAGUUUCAUGUUUGCUUUUGGCAAUUAUAAUGCAACUAUGGCCUAAUAUUUUUUGUUCUUUGUUGUUGUACAUAUAAAUUUGUUAUAAUGUGCGGUGUUUCUUGAAAUCAUGCUGUGUUAUAUUUCAUGGGGAUGUUUUGACAAUAUCUUAUGCUUUUAAAGGCACGGGAGCAUGCGGUAUUCCCAAUAGAAAUUAUCACAAUUAUUAGUCGACAUUCAAUGAUCUCAAAAUUGCAAGUCCCGAUUCAGUCGUUUGCAUUUUUGUGGUUCAUAUCAAAUUCAAAUGUAUAAAAUAUUAUGAUAUUCAUAAAGUUUCUUUGGUGAAAAUGCUGCAAUGUUAUUCCACUCACUAUGAAUAACUUAACUUUUUAUUAUUAUUAUUUUCUAAACUUGAGUCUGUCAUUUAUGAGUAGACUGUCCCCUGAAAUCAAAUAACUAGUAUUUUUGCGUUUAAAUAGUGAAAGGCCUUCUUUUUAUUUUUAAUUUUUCUCAUCACACCAUAAUAUUUAAAUGAGUUCAUAAUAUCUGUGAGUGUAACAAUUUUAAUUUUGUUAAUAUGCUUUCGGUUAAAUAAUGAUCUCAUUCUCAAGCAGAAUUUUUGUCUACCAAAACUAAAAUUUUUAGGCAUUUUUAUUUGCUACUAAAUCGCCUGAAAUCCUCUCAUAACAAAGCGUAAUAUUUUAUGCAAAUUGUAAAUGUUAUAUGAACCCGUACUAUAGUCAUACUGUUUCUAGCCUAUCGAAAAUAAGACAUUUGUUAUAAAAUACCUUGAGGUUUUUUAAGUCUUGAUUUUGAUUUGUGUGAUAAUGAAAUGUAUCUAUUGGCUUUCUGUAUUUUAGGUCACAUGUUUCAUGAUAUAAUCACUACACAAAUGUACAUCCGUGAUGAACAGUCUAAAGAAAUUGUCUGUUUUUUAAGUAUCUAUCUAGAUUAAUCAUAUAAAAUAACUUUAUAAAAUCUUUUUAUACAUAACGUGAUAUAUUUGUGGAAGCCACUAGUACAAUAUUUUCAAGCCAAUUUGAUACACCAUACAUAAUGCUCUCUCAUCUUCUUGCAUUUACGGCACUUUGUACAAGAUGUGAUUUAUUUCACUUUAUGUAUAUUAUUUUAACAUUUUAACUCAUAAUUAAAAAACAUAGAGUAUUAAAAUGUAAUUGAAAAUUUAAACAAACCAACUUUAAUACCAAUUCUUGCAUGAAAACUUUUUAUUCUGUGUUCCAUGAUUAUGAAUUUUAAUAAAAGUAUUAAAAUUACAAGUGAACGAGCAAACUUGAGGUUCCAAUUUUAAACUGAUGUUAUAAAUAAAAAUUUAUUUUACCGAAAUAUUAUUUUAUUAUUUUCCACAAUGAGCUCACAGCGUCGAAAUUGAAUUUGCAUGCAUUUAAAUUUAGAAACAAUGAUUUUUUUUAAUAUUUCAUAUCUUGUACCAAUGAGUACCACACGAUUACAACGGCCUGCACCAUAAGGUUCCAUGUAGCGAUAGAAUAAAAACUUAAGAUUAUAAUUUUCCCUUCGCGUAAUAUGUAAAAAGUUAUGUUAAGUCGCUGCGGAGGGAAAGACGUUUUUCCGUUGUACGGAAUUUAGACUGUCGUAGGUUAAAAUUGACGCAUUGUACGAGUACAUUUAUUGAUAUAUUGUAUUAAAUUGCCCUUGAAUACAAUAUUAAUUAAAGAUUAAGCAUCUUAAAUUAAUAUUUAAUUAUGAAAAUUAUAUUUAUUAUUAAACAAUAUGAAUAUAUAUAUAUAUACAUUAUUCUAGAUAGUCCAGAGUCUUUGACUAGAUGUACCCAUUGAUUAUUUUAUAUAACGCGCAAGAAAUACGUUUAUGUUUUUCGGAGUUGCUGUUACACACAUAAGAAAAUUUUUAAAUUUUUGUUUUGGAAAAGUUUAAAGAUUUUCAUAAACUUAUUAAGUUCAUAUAGAUAUCUAGAAAAAGGGCAUUUCCGUACAAUAUAUGUAUAUCUCUGUAUAUGUGUAAGUACAUACAUGAUGUAAAUGUAUAAAAAUUAGGUUUAAUCUAACUGUGUCAUAUUAGGUUCUAAGUGUACUAUGCUACUUACUUAUACAUAGACUAUUAAAAAGUUUAAGAAAAAUAUUAGUUGAUUGAAUACUGACUCAAACGAAAUUAAAAUUUAUUGUAAACCUCUGAUUAUGAUUUUGUGGGGCGUUGGGACAUCUCGGGUCACGUUCAGUUAUACUACAACGUCAAUGGCUCUGUGGGUCAAAGUUCGACAUAUUUCGAAAUGAAAUGCACAGGUUCAUAAGAAAAAUAUAUCCAUAUUUAUUAUUUUACAAAAUUUUACAAAAUAAAUAAGUAGUAAACCAGUUUAUAAUUCAAUAGAUCCUGUAAGAUUGUUUUAAACAUAAAUUGUUUUGAUGAUAACCUUACAUCGCGCUAUGAUGCCUUGUAAUAUUCGUAAAGGAAAAAAGUAAGAUGAUUUGAUAUAUAAUACUAGUGGACGACCGUGUAAUGCCAAAAAUCACCAUAAACCCGUUCCCGCGAGAAUUUCGGGAAGAAAGCAUAACCCGACGCCAUUAAGUAUAAUUAGUCUUGGUUAUGACGUCUUUUAUCUUCUAAAACAAGUCGAUUUAUGUUUGGAAAUAGUGCAGAAUUUUCAAAUUUAUAUAAUUUAUAUUAGUUUUGCUUGAAACAAUGGACUAGUGCUCUCAUUGACAGGACUGAAGUGGAGCCCGGAGUGAUGCGGCAUGUUCAGGUUUUUGAAGGGAACCUAACCCGUAUUAAUUUACUAUUAAUACCUGUAUUAUUUCUGUCCAAAGUAAAUUGUAGUCAUCGACCCUUUUAAGUUAGGGUUAAACAUUACUUUUGUCUUUUACAUGUUCAUCUUCAGACCCACAAUAAGUGACGCGUGUUGUGAUGGAGUUCAGUAAUCAUGUUUUUUGCUUUUAAAAUAUAGAUAACCUACUUAUUUCCUACGUAAUAAUGUAAUUCAAUGUAAAUUUGAAUUUCCUUAUGUGACAAGUUAAUGAGAAAAAGCAGAGCCGUCCGAGAUGACCCACGCUUCCCAACCCAGAGUAUAUUAACUGGUCAAAUGUAAAUAAAUUUGUAAUUCGCAAGUAGAACAUUUUUGGUAUAAAGAAAUAUUGCAUUUAUAUAUGAUAAUUAUUAUGAAAAUACGUUUAAUUUCCCUCGGAAUGUUCUUGAUGGUUUGUUUUCCAACACACAACAUUUUGUUAAUUACUUUUUAUUGUUAUUAUUAAGAAUUUUAACGUUGUUAACACAAUAUGAUCCCUGUACUAAGCAAUUUGAUUUCGAAAUUGUGGAUGCAGUGAUUAAAUUUUUUUAUCGAUGACAAUUUGAUUACAAAAAAUUAUGAUUGACAAAUAAAAUAGCUACACUUAUACAAUUUGACCACUCAAUUAUUGGCAAAUGAUGUUCUUUCAUCAGUCGUUGCAUGAAAAAAGACUUGUGCAAUAAAUGACUUUAUUAUGGGUACUGUAUAGUUUUCUAAAUAUUAUCUAGAAUUUCUUAAAUUUAAUUUUAAGGUUUUCUUUUCCUAAACUUAAAAAAUCUUUAAAUAGAAUUUGAUGUUUUUUUUUUUUGACAAAAUAUGAUAUGAUUUUUCGUCGCUCAAUGAUUUUCUUAUGAUUUUUUUUCCUUUAUUAUCACAUACAUUAUUAAGCGAACGCGUGCCAAAACCAUCUAGAACUUACAGGAUUGCCAGGGAAUUUUAUUUAUUCUAUUAUUAACACUAUUAUAAUAACAAAUGAAGAAAAUUGCAUGAACCAUUAAGGAAUAUUUUUAUUUUAUUACACGUUGUUAAUUUUAGUGUUAAUAAUGGGAGAAUAUGUUAAUGGACAGUAAUAAUUUAUAAUAUAAUUAUCUGUGCCAAAUUUAACUAUACAUGUAAAACCGUUUGGUAAUUGAUAACACUGGAAGGUCUUUAUGUUGAUAGAUUUUAUAGGUUGUUUUUAUUGUUAAGAGGCAACACAGCUGCUUCAAUGAGCUGGGUUUUUUUUUUGUAGAAAAAAUGUCAAAUUAGAAAACUCAAUUAUUAGGUCUGUUCCCGUAACUUGUGUUCAGUUGAACGAAUAUUAUUUUAAUAAACAACUUAAAAAUG